Molecule: messenger RNA, 4149 nt
Organism: Aquila chrysaetos chrysaetos
Lineage: Eukaryota; Metazoa; Chordata; Aves; Accipitriformes; Accipitridae
Gene: CELSR2
Product: cadherin EGF LAG seven-pass G-type receptor 2
Biological process (GO): adenylate cyclase-activating G protein-coupled receptor signaling pathway; cell surface receptor signaling pathway
Cellular component (GO): membrane
Molecular function (GO): G protein-coupled receptor activity; calcium ion binding
Source: RefSeq, a predicted model, not a curated record
AUGGAGCGUGGUUACGGCCACGGCCCAGGCAAUGGUGACUUGAAUAGGACCGUGGACCGGGGCGUGAGGGGUGACGAUGCGGCGGUGACGCAGGGCGUGCGCGUGGGCGAGACGGCGGCCAGCGCGGUGGCACUGAGCGUGGCGCAGGCGGCGCGGGUGAACGUGGAGGGGGGCUGCGCCCUGCCCGACCCCUGCGACUCGGGGCCCUGCCCCCCCCACAGCUACUGCAGCGACGACUGGGACAGCUUCUCCUGCCGCUGCCACCCCGGCUACUUCGGUGACAGCUGCGUCAGCGCUUGUGCCCUCAACCCCUGCCAGUCCCCGGCCACCUGCGCCCGCAAACCAGGCUCGGCACAUGGUUACACAUGCGAGUGUCCCCAAGGUCACUUCGGUCCCUACUGCGAGCACAAGGAGGCCCAGCCGUGCCCGCGGGGGUGGUGGGGCCACCCCACCUGCGGCCCCUGCAGCUGCGACGUCACCAAGGGCUUCGACCCCGACUGCAACAAGACGACGGGCGAGUGUCGCUGCAAGGAGAACCACUACCGCCCGGCGGGCAGCGACUCUUGCCUGCUCUGCGACUGUUACCCCACCGGGUCCCUGUCCCGCCUCUGCGAUGCCACCAGCGGGCAGUGUCCCUGCAAGGCCGGCGUCAUCGGCCGCCACUGCGACCGCUGUGACAACCCCUUCGCCGAGGUGACGGCCAGCGGCUGCGAAGUCAACUACGACAGCUGUCCCCGUGCCAUCGAGGCCAGCAUUUGGUGGCCCCGCACCCGCUUCGGGCUGCCCGCCGCUGCCCCCUGCCCCAAGGGAUCCAUCGGCACAGCGGUCCGGCACUGUGACGAGCACAAGGGCUGGCUGCCCCCCAACCUCUUCAACUGCAGCUCCCUGGCCUUCGCCGCCCUCCGGGCCUGGGCGGAACGACUGUCGCGGAACGAGUCGGCGCUGGACCCGGCGCAGUCGCGGCGCGUGGCCCUGCAGCUGCACGAUGCCACCCGCCGCACGGCCGCCUACUUCGGCAGCGACCUGCGCCUGGCGUACCGGCUGGCCAGCCGCCUGCUGCAGCACGAGAGCGCCCAGCGCGGCUUCCGCCUGGCCGCCACCCAGGAUGUCCACUUCACCGAGAACCUGCUGCGGGUGGGCAGUGCCCUGCUAGACACCAGCAACAAGCGGCACUGGGAGCUGAUCCAGCAGACGGAGGGGGGCACGGCCUGGCUGCUGAAGCACUUCGAGGACUACGCCAGCGCCCUGGCGCAGAACAUGCCCCAGACCUACCUCAGCCCCUUCACCAUCGUCACCCCCAACAUCGUGGUGUCGGUGGUGCGGCUGGACAAGGGCAGCUUUGCGGGCGCCCGGCUGCCGCGCUACGAGGCGCUGCGGGGGGAGAAGCCCCCCGACCUGGAGACCACCGUCAUCCUGCCCGACAGCGUCUUCCGGCCCCCCGAGGGCAGGCACCCCUCCGCUGGGCACGGGCAGCCACCACAGGGCACGGGUGGGCAGGAGGAGGAGGAAGGGGAGGAUGAAGAGGCUACAGAGGAGGAGGAGGAGGAGGAGGAGGAGGAUGAAGAGGAGGAGGUGACCCUGGUGACCCGGCACAAGCGCCACCCGGCACUGGGCGAGGGCCAGGCCAUCGCCAGCGUCAUCAUCUACCGUACCCUGGCCGGACUCCUCCCCGAGCAGUACGACACCGACAAGCGCAGCCUCAGGGUGCCCAAGCGCCCUAUCAUCAACACGCCGGUGGUGAGCAUCAGCGUGCACGGGGGGGGGGCACGGGCACCGCGGGCGCUGGCGAAGCCCAUCACCCUCCAGUUCCGGCUGCUGGAGACCCAGGAGCGCUCGAAGCCCAUCUGCGUCUUCUGGAACCACUCCCUGCUGGUGGGCGGCACGGGUGGCUGGUCGGCGCGGGGCUGCGAGGUCGUCUUCCGCAACCGGAGCCACGUCAGCUGCCAGUGCCACCACCUGACCAGCUUCGCCGUCCUCAUGGACAUCUCCCGCCGCGAGAACGGGGAGAUCCUGCCGCUGGCGGCGCUGACCUACGCCUCGCUGGGAGUGGGGCUGGCGGGGCUGCUGCUGGCCGUGCUGGCGCUGGGGGGGCUGCGGGGGCUGCGCUCCAACCGCCACAGCAUCCGCCGCCACGGUGCCACCGCCCUCCUCCUCGCCCAGCUCGUCUUCCUGCUCGGCAUCAACCAGGCCGACCUCCCGCUGGCGUGCACGGUGGUGGCCAUCCUGCUGCAGUUCCUCUACAUGAGCGCGGUGGGCUGGGCGCUGCUGGAGGGGCUGCACCUCUACCGGCGCCGCAGCGAGCCCCGCCACGUCGACCGCGGGCCCAUGCGCUUCUACCACGUCCUGGGCUGGGGGCUGCCCGCCUUCAUCACUGGGCUGGCGGUGGGGCUGGACCCCGAGGGCUACGGCAACCCCGACUUCUGCUGGCUCUCCAUCCACGACAGCCUGGUCUGGAGCCUGGCGGGGCCCAUCGCCUGCGCCGUGGCCGUCAGCAUCUUCUUCCUCGUGCUGGCGGCCAGGGCCACCUGCGCCACCCCGCAGGGCUUUGAGAAGAAGGGCACGGCCUCCGGGCUGCAGACGGCGGUGGUGGUGCUGGCGCUGCCCAGCCUGGCCUGGCUCCUGGCCCUGCUCUCCGUCAACAGCGACGCUCUCCUCUUCCACUACCUCUUCGCCGUUUCCAACUGCCUCCAGGGCCCCCUCAUCUUCCUCUUCUGCGUGGUGCUGAGCAAGGAGGUGCGGCGGAGCCUGCGGCUCAGCUGCGCCCGCAGGCGCAGCCCCGACCCCGCGCUGGCCACCAAAUCCACCCUGACCCCCGCUUAUGGCUGCGACAGCACCUACGUGGCGGGGCGGCUGUACCCAGCACCCGCCGGCGGCUCCACCGGCUCCCUGCACAGCACCGCACGCUCGGGCAAGAGCCACCACAGCUACAUCCCCUUCGUGCGCCGGGAGGACUCGGGGCUGGCGGGCAGCCCGGGUCAGCGGGCGCUGGCCGAGCCAGGAGGGCUCUUCCUCGACGCCCAGGACCAGCCUGAGGAGCACGACACAGACUCGGACAGUGACCUGUCGCUGGAGGAUGACCGGAGCGGCUCCUAUGGCUCCACGCACUCCUCCGAGAGCGAGGAUGAGGCCCCCCCCGCUGGCUGGGACACCUUGCCCGGGCCCGCCCUGUCCCCCCCAGCCCCUGGUGACAGCCUGGUGGCCCCAGGGCGGCCGUACUGGCCAGGGGAAUUCAUGACGACGGCCAGCGAGAGCGAGGGGCACGGGGGCAGCGAGACCCUGCGGGUGGAGCCGGCGGGGGGCGAGGGACCCCCCCGGGGCGAGCCCCCCCCGCCUAACGGCGAGGCGCUCCCCAGGGACCCCCCGCUGCUGCCCCUGCCACACCCCCACAAAGGCAUCCUGAAGAAGAAGUGCCUGCCCCCCAUCAGCGAGCGGGGCAGCACCCAGCGCUCGGGCCCCCCCCCGCCACCUCCCGCGGGCACCGCCACCUCCUCGGGCAGCGAGGGCAGCCGGGUGGGGGGCACCGGCGCCCCCCGCCCCCGCCAGACCCUGCAGGAGCAGCUCAGCGGCGUCACCCCCAUCGCCAUGAGCAUCAAGGCGGGCACCGUGGAUGAGGACUCCUCCGGCUCUGAAUUUCUGUUUUUUAAUUUUCUCCAUUAACCCGUGGGGGCUGGGGGGCUCCCUGCCCCCCCCCCCCUUCAUCUCCCCCCCGUCUGGGCGAGCGCUGGGUGCUGCGGGCGCGGAGGGCACCCUGGCACCCGCCUCACCCCCGAUCACGCAUCCGUCUGUCUUGUUUUUUAUUCCCCACCCACCCCACCCACCCUUCGUGCCCACCCCCUGCCCGUCUGUCUGUCCGUCCGUCCCCCCCAGGAGCGACGAGACCUCCAUCUAACAGGGAUCUGGAGAGCACCCUCUGCUCGUGCCACCACGCUGGGGACACUGGGAUGGGGGCAUCAGAUGGGGGGGGCACUGGGACAGGGGGUGGCACCAGGAUGGGGGGGGGCAUCAGGAGGGGGCACAAAGCCGGAGAUACACCCCCCCCCCAUUGCACUUUGGAUCCUGGCAGGGAUUUGCCCCUCACCCUGUUGGCACCUUGUGGGGGGGGAUGGGGUGUGGCAUAGGGUGCCCCCCACCCUGCUCCCCCCCCGCCAU